UAAAUUACGUAGUCUUAUGUUUCCAUAUAAUAAUUAAAAAUCCCAUCCCUAAGACAUUAAAUAAAUGUAUAUAAGUUAAAAAUAAAUUUUGCUAUCUUAUUUGCGAAUUAAUUUGUGGACUUCUUUGUCUUGCCUUGAUGAUUGCACGUGUUUUGUAUUAUCUCUCAGAAAACAUCCUGGUAGCGUGGCAUGUUAUCUAAUGCCUGCCAACUUUUCCAGAGAAUCAGUUUAGCUGAGUAGUACUUGUCGAGUUUUAUCGAAAGGUUUGAAACUGCCCAACUCAAAAGUCAAGAAAUCCCCAGAAGAUGAAGCCUACGGCCAUUGGUUUUCUCAUUUUUAUCCUUAGCUUUUGUUUGAUUAAUGCUGAAGAGGAUACUGUGGGAAAUGCCAACGAAUACGUUGAUGAAGUUCUAAAUAAUUUAAGAAAUGAACCUUGGGUUGUAUCGAAAAUAGAUCCGCUAGAUAUACCAGAAGUUAAUGACAAGAACUUUGAAAUAAAGGAUGGACAAAUAACUGGACUGUCUACUUUAUAUAGACACGGGGAUUGUACUCUCGAUUAUGAUGGAGAAAUAGUGAAAGUUACUGCGCAAAUAGCAGUACGAGAUGUGAACAUUCAUGUUAAAUACGCUGCCAAAGCUCUUUUCUUUUGGAUAAAAGGUCAUGCCGAUGUUCGAGUUGACGAUCUGGCAGUGAGAAUGGAUCUUUCUGGGAGAGAUGGGAAAGCUACGUUAGAAUCUUUUAAAGUUAUUUAUCUUGGAAAGUAUAAAAUAAAGAAGAUAACUGGAUUAAGUGUUGUUCUGAACUGGUUAUACAAAUUAAUAGCUAAUGCUGUCGCCAAGAGUUCUCGAAAGAAGAUUAUUAUGGCUAUGGAAGAAGGAGUUGCGAAGGCUGUUGGUGACCUUCUGGAGAAAUAUCAGCUGCCGAAAUUAAAAAAUUAGCAUUUGGACAAAUUUGCUGCCAUAACUUGCGAACUCAAAUGAAAACAUCCCGUCAGCGUAUCGACUAAAUUAAAGGAUUUAUUACUCAUUAAAAUAUAUAGUUAACUAUGAUUUCUAUGUGAGUACAUGUAAAAAUAAAGCACUUCAAUUAGAUAA
This is a messenger RNA of Argiope bruennichi, 1094 nucleotides long. RefSeq lists its product as uncharacterized. The transcript is spliced from 4 exons. The record is from RefSeq and is a predicted model, not a curated record. Lineage: Eukaryota; Metazoa; Arthropoda; Arachnida; Araneae; Araneidae. Bases 306 to 938 code for a protein of 210 amino acids.